AUGAAUAUAUUCCCCGGCGGUACAUGGAAUGAAGAGCUUGACAAACAGUUGCUGGAUGUUGGGCCAUCGCCAGCGGCCAUAUCAGCAUUACCUGAAGCACCAACAGCUGAACUUCCAGCAGCAGCAGGCAAAAGAGUAUCGGCGAAGAAGAAGCAAGAAGACGAGGAUCUGGCUGAGCUGGAAGCAUGGGCAAAUGCUUAA
Messenger RNA from Gongylonema pulchrum, 201 nucleotides. Lineage: Eukaryota; Metazoa; Nematoda; Chromadorea; Rhabditida; Gongylonematidae. The record is from the annotation of a GenBank genome assembly.